UGGCCAAUUCGUUGUUGAUUUUUUUUACUACUUAUAUAAAUGGACGGCCAAAAUCAUCAUCAUCAUCAUCAUCAUUUUAAUCAUCAUCAACCACAACAACAACAUCAUCAAUCAAUCAUAACACAAGUAAUGACAGAUGGUGAUUGUAGUCAUCAUAAUCAAUCACAGACAACAAUAACAUCACCAAUACCAACAAAUAUUACCAAUUUAAAUGUGAAUAAUUAUCAGAAUAAUGAUAAUGAUUCUGAUGUAAAAAUAACGAAAAAGAAACGACAUAAAAAUAUUCUUCAUACAUUAUUCUGUUGUUUUCGUUGUGUUCGUACACCUGAAGUUGCCUCUUCCGAGGAAAGUGUUUCACUUGCCUAUCAUCAACAUUUAUUGCCUAGUGUUCGUAGCCAAGAUUUGAAUAAAAUUUGCCUGGUCAUCGAUCUUGAUGAAACACUUGUGCAUAGUUCAUUUAAGCCAAUAAGUAAUGCCGAUUUUAUUGUACCAGUGGAAAUUGAUGGUACUACACAUCAAGUUUAUGUUCUUAAACGACCACAUGUUGAUGAAUUUCUACAACGUAUGGGUGAAAUAUAUGAAUGUGUCUUAUUUACAGCUAGUUUAGCUAAAUAUGCCGAUCCAGUUGCCGAUUUACUUGAUCGUUGGGGAGUUUUUCGUGCCCGAUUAUUUCGUGAAUCUUGUAUAUAUCAUAAUGGAAACUAUGUUAAAGAUUUAAGCCGACUUGGUCGUGAUCUAAACAAAGUUGUGAUUGUCGAUAAUUCACCUGCAUCAUAUUCGUUUCAUCCGAAUAAUGCUGUUCCAGUUGCAUCCUGGUUUCAGGAUAUGAAUGAUACUGAAUUAAGUGAUCUGAUACCAUUUUUUGAACGUUUAGCCAAAGUAGAUAAUGUUUAUAAAGUGUUGAAAAAUGCACAAAUUCAACAGCAGCAGCAACAACAACAAUCAACAAAUAAUAUGUUACCUUUGAUUACAACAACUAGCAAUACUGGUAAUAACAAUAAUAAUAAUAAUAAUACGGCUACAACGACAACAAUUAUGACUAAAACGGCCACAAUUGUUGUUGAUCAUCGUGCACCAUUAAAUUCACCGAUGACAACAUCGGUAUUAUCACCAAAUCCACCUGUAGCAGGUGGUGUUGUAUCAUUCAUACCGAAUGUUACUGUUUCAUCAUCAUCAUCAUCAUCCUUACAAUCAUCACAUUCAUCAACGUAUCAAAAUCAAAACCCUCAACAACAACAACAACAACAACAGCAGCAAUAUCUAAUACAAGGAAUAUCAUCGCCUGGAUCUACGACGACAACAACAACAACAACAUCGGCAAUAGUUGUACCAAAUGGUGGUACUUCUUAGCUUUAUUUUUCUAAAUUUUAGUUGACAAUACAUAAUCAUAAAAUGUCAAUCAAUCAAUCAAUUAUAUCAUCAUAAACUUAUUACAGGAAGAAAAAAAACAAA
Messenger RNA from Dermatophagoides pteronyssinus (European house dust mite), 1452 nucleotides. RefSeq names its product CTD small phosphatase herzog (gene hzg). NCBI's taxonomy places the organism in Eukaryota, Metazoa, Arthropoda, Arachnida, Sarcoptiformes, Pyroglyphidae. Gene Ontology annotation, molecular function: RNA polymerase II CTD heptapeptide repeat phosphatase activity. The record is from RefSeq and is a predicted model, not a curated record.